Molecule: messenger RNA, 1011 nt
Organism: Heterostelium album PN500
Lineage: Eukaryota; Evosea; Eumycetozoa; Acytosteliales; Acytosteliaceae
Gene: alg11
Product: glycosyltransferase
Exons: 4
Coding region: 1-1011 (336 amino acids)
Biological process (GO): protein N-linked glycosylation
Cellular component (GO): endoplasmic reticulum membrane
Molecular function (GO): GDP-Man:Man(3)GlcNAc(2)-PP-Dol alpha-1,2-mannosyltransferase activity
Source: RefSeq, a predicted model, not a curated record
AUGAAAGCAACACAUUUAGUAUUAUUGGCAAUUGCAUUGUCGUUGUUUAUAUUGUGUUUAGUUGUGAUGCUCUCAAUGACAUUGGCAUUCUUCACUUCUAUAUCAGUAGUACUAUUGCCAUUGGUAUUGAUCAUUACCGGUGUUGUAUUCUUUGUCAGACAAAGAUUCAUCAACAAAAGAAUAAAUAGACCAUUCACUGUUGACCUUAUCAAUCCAGUCAAUAUAUAUCAAUCUAAUACAAAUACAAAUAUAUCAAUAAAACAACAACAACAACAACAUAGUGCUGCAGGUGGUGGUGGUGAAAGAGUAUUAUGGUGCUCUAUUAAAGCGAUUCAAGAUCAAUAUCCAUCCAUUAAAUGUGUUGUAUACACAGGUGACAAUGUAACAGAUCAACAGAUCUAUCAAAAGAUAAAGAGUCAAUUCGAUAUAGAUUUAAAUAGAGAGAAUUUAGAGUUUGUAAGAUUAUCAAAGAGACAAUAUAUUCAAACGUUGCAUCACCUCUUGGAAAACCAUCCAGAACACCGUGACAAUGUGAAAUUCAUCUUGGUGGGAUCGACGCGUGACCAAGCGGAUCGUGACCGUGUGGACGCGCUCCGCAGCCUGGCGGCAGAACUCAAGGUGGCCGACCACAUGCAACUCGAGGUCGGUGUGUCCGCCAGCAUGUUGAAUCAACUGCUGAACGAAGCAUCCGUAGGUAUUCACACGAUGUGGGCAGAACACUUUGGCAUUGGCGUGGUCGAGUUGAUGGCGGCCGGUGUCAUCACGGUGGCACACAACAGCGGUGGUCCCAAGGAAGACAUCAUCGAGCAUCGCACCACAGGAUUCCUCGCCACCACCAAAGAAGAAUACGCCGAGUACAUUCACGAGAUUCUAGCAAACAAAGAGAAAUUCAUUGAAAUGCAAAAGGCAGCACGUGACUCCACCGAUCGAUUCUCAGAGGAGAACUAUUAUAUUCAGUUCAUCGAUAAAAUACAACAACUAUUACCAGAUAAUCAAAAGAAAAAAGAUUAA